Notothenia coriiceps (black rockcod) is the source of this 639-nucleotide messenger RNA. RefSeq lists its product as uncharacterized. The coding region runs from base 31 to 639 and encodes 202 amino acids. The transcript is spliced from 2 exons. The record is from RefSeq and is a predicted model, not a curated record. NCBI's taxonomy places the organism in Eukaryota, Metazoa, Chordata, Actinopteri, Perciformes, Nototheniidae.
CCUGCUGCUUGAUGCUGGCCGCCAAUUUGAAUGCAGGCGAGUUUCAUCAGUGAUAGUGGGGCGGUGUGGAUGGGUGGAGAGAGAGGAAGAAGAGGAGGGAGGGAGAAGAAGAGGGGCUUAUGUUUGGGAUUGGAUCUAAAUAUGGGGGGAGUGAAGAGAGGGGCCCGGAUCCAGAUCGUGACCCGGCCUCCCCAUCGGUACAGUGGAGGGGAACGUUUUUAUAAUGAUAAGAUAUUACAAACUAAUGGAAGUGUUGCAGGGAAUAAAACAACAGAAGAAAUCAAUGACAGUAAAAACAAAAGCAGUGAUGGAGACGAGGUGCCGAGUGGACCCUGCUGUGCGCCGGGGGAAGGGAGACCCGCGUUUUGGAUGUAUUCACAGAGAGAGAAAGACAGAGAAACUACGAGAGACCGACCCUCCUCCUCCUCCUCCUCCUCCCCUCUUCCUCACCCUGAGAAAGGUAAUGCACGGCCUGAGAUGUGUGAGAGGAUGGGUCUGACGUCAAACCCAAAUCACCCUUUAAAUUGCAUUUUGCGUGAGGCUGCUCGGAGCUGGAGAGCAGGAGUUGUGUCUCUGCGCACACUUCUGCUGCUGAAUAUUCUCUCUCUUCUUUCUUCUUCUUAUUUCCAGUCAUUGUGA